AUGUGUUCUCAUUUCACCCAAGACCUUCAGCCACAGCAGGGCAUAAAAGAUUCACUCCAAAAAGCAAUACCAAGAACAUAUGAAAAAUGUGGAAAUGAGAAUUUACAAUUUAAAAAAUGCUGUAAAAGUGUGGGUGAGUGUGAGGUGCACAAAGGAGGUUAUAAUGAUAUUAACCAAUGUUUGUCAACUACCCAAAACAAAAUAUUUCAGAUUCAUAAAUGUGUCAAAGUCUUUGGUAAAUUUUCAAAUUCCAGUAAGCAUAAGACAAGACAUACUGGAAAGAAUCAUUUCAAAUGUAAAAAAUAUGGCAAAGCAUUUUGCAUGCUUUCACACCUAAAUUAACAUCAGGUAAUUCAUACUAGGGAGAGGUCUUACAAAUGUGAAGAAUGUGGCAAAUCCUUUAACUGCUCCUCACACUGUACUACACAUAAAAGAAUUCAUAUUGGAGAGAAACCCUACAGAUGUGAGGAAUGUGGCAAAGCCUUUUGCUGGUCCUCAAACCUUAGUAGACAUAAGAGAAUUCAUACUGGAGAGAAACCCUUCACAUGUAAAGGAUGUGGCAAAGCCUUUAGCCGGUCCUCAGCCCUUAAGAAACAUAACCAAAUUCAUACCAGAGAGAAACCCUACACAUGUGAAGAAUGUGGCAAAGCCUUUAGGCACUCCUCAGCACUUACUAACCACAAGAGAAUUCGUACUGGAGAGAGACCCUACAAAUGUGAAGAAUGUGGCAAAGCCUUUAGCUUUUCCUCAACCCUCACUGACCACAAGAGAAUUCAUACUAGAGAGAGACCCUACACAUGUAAAGAAUGUGGCAAAGCCUUUAACUGCUCCUCUAGCCUUAUGCAACAUAAGAGAAUUCAUAAUGAAGAGAAACCCUACACAUGUGAAAAAUGUGGCCAAGCCUUUAGGUGUUCCUCAACCCUCACUGACCACAAGAGAAUUCAUACUGGAGAGAGACCCUACACGUGUGAAGAAUGUGGCAAAGCCUUUAACUGCUCCUCAACCCUUAAGAAGCAUAAGAGAAUUCACACUGGAGAGAAACCCUACAAAUGUGAAGAAUGUGGCAGAGCUUUUACAUGGCAUUCAAAUUUUGCUACACAUAGGAUACGUCAUACUGGAGAGAAACCCUACAAAUGUAAAAAAUGUGACAAAACCUUUACACACUCAGGUCUUACACAAUAUCUUAUAAUUCAUUCUAGAGAGAAACCCUACAAAAGCAAAGAAUGUG
This is a messenger RNA of Piliocolobus tephrosceles (Ugandan red Colobus), 1228 nucleotides long. Its product is annotated as zinc finger protein 479-like. Lineage: Eukaryota; Metazoa; Chordata; Mammalia; Primates; Cercopithecidae. The record is from RefSeq and is a predicted model, not a curated record.